Molecule: messenger RNA, 354 nt
Organism: Penicillium waksmanii
Lineage: Eukaryota; Fungi; Ascomycota; Eurotiomycetes; Eurotiales; Aspergillaceae
Exons: 2
Coding region: 1-354 (117 amino acids)
Source: RefSeq, a predicted model, not a curated record
AUGCCGACCUGGGGGGGCUAUCGUGUACGGCGUGCAGCUGCCAACGAGGCUGCCAGAACUGCUGGAACCAGAGCCAAUACCGAGACAGGGUCAGAGGCUAUAGGCAGCCAGAAGGAAGAAGCAGCAAGGGCUAGAACUGCUAAAGCCCGUAAAGCGAUAGCUAAGAAGCAAAAGGAGCAGAGCCGAUACAGUGAACCGACCACAAAACGAGUGGCACGGCGAUCUUUAAGGUUUAUUGAUCAACUAGAACAAACCAACCAGGAAUCAGACCUCAGCUCAGCGGGGGAUAUAGACUUAACGGAGAUAGAGAGACAGCUUAACGAGGACCGAGCACGCAGUAACACCGAUUUCUAG